AUGUCUGACAGGGAGUUUGCAAUCGUUGUGUUCGGGGCAAGUGGCUUCACUGGCCAAUAUGUGGUACGUGAGGUGGCAAAGAACUGCAAAGGGAAGUUUAAAUGGGCUGUUGCUGGUCGCAGCAAGGACAAACUCGAGAAAGUUUUGGAGGAAACUGCUAGCGAACUUGGUAAGACUGUCUUUUUAUAACUGUGGACUUCGAGCUCAGUACUUCAAGGUGUUGGCUCUUCUAAGCCUUGGAGUAGUUUUUCUUGAUUUUGUAUUUAACGUACUUGAUUUAGAAGAGCUGAGUAAAUUUAUGGAGGCGAUGCAAUGUUUUUUUAAAAAUGGUAUUCUUCUUAAUAAAGUAAAUCAAUAAUUUUUCACACUUUACCAUGUGUACUGUGUUAAUAGCAUGAUCAUAUCUAUUUAUAAACCACAAAAUGCACGUGACUUUUAAGAAUUUUUAUCCUGUAUCAUGUUUUGAGUGCAAUAUGAAGUGUGUAUAUAAAUCCACCUUUAUGGUCCCGCCCUUACCAAAGACUAAUAGGUUAGUACUAAUAGGGUGCAAGUGGGACCAGCAGGGAGUGAGAGGGAAGGGCCACUCCCACUGAAGAAAAUUGUUACUGGACAAUUUGUGAGAGAUAACUUGCAGUCCUGGGUUAAUAGCAUAAUACUUACAGUCCCCUGUUAUUCCAUAUGUUCAUCAAGAUUGGUCAUACAUGGUUUCAAAUGUACAUGUAGGAUCAUAAGGAGCAUUAAGGUGGCUCGACUGGAUUUUUUGGGGUUGAUACCUCCCAAGUUUGAGCAUUAACUACGUCGGCAUGAGUAAAGAUAUGGAAAAAAGGUUACCACAACUGUAUUAUAUAAAGAUGAAAAUUUCUUAUGAUCUGUUUUUUAUUGCGAUCGGGGUCACCAUGGCAACGUAAUGACACCAUUACGUUUUUCAUUUAUCUUUGUGUUUCUCUGUACCAGGAGUUUUUUGAAGAAAUCGCUUAAGGGAGUAUGUACCUGUCAUAAUUGCCUCCAUUAUUGCAAAGUUUGAAGAAAUUCUAUGAGAGCGUUUUCGAAAUAUUUUGAAAUGCAUUUUUAAGAACCAUCAAAGCAGUGAAAUAGCAUGCUAGCCGCAAAAUUCGCUAAUAUUUUAAGAAAAUGAUAAGCUUUGGAAUCGCAGCUUUAUCUCAUAGUGGUUUGAUUCCAUUGAAAACUGCAUACAAAAAAAGAGGGGAAUUGCUCUGGGCGAUCGCGAGUAAGAAGAAUUUUAUUAACUUGCAUUCAGCUGUUUUUGAUACAGUUUUUGGAGGUAAUUUGGUCCAUGCCUAAAAAUUUCGCAUUUUUUCAAAAANAAAAAUAUAUUUUUAGUAGGAUUGAUGGUGGAAAUACUGUCAGAUGUUGUAAUAAAAAUAAUAUUUCUCUCCCCCUUUUUUUUAUUUUUUUUAUUUAAAUAGUUGUUUUUGGUGUUUAAAAAAUAGGUGUGGAAGAAAAAAAAGGAAAAAAAAAGGGGGGGGGGGGGGGGGGGGGGGGGGGUGGAAGCAAUUGGAAGGAGGUAAGAAAGUAGGGAUGCCUAUUUUUCUCACUUCAUUCUCCCUAUGCUUGCACAAACCGUGGCAUUCUCCUCCUCAGUCAGCUGUCCAUCACAGCAAGAACUCAAUCUCAAUGAUCUUACACGAAUGAAGGGAUUGCAGGGCCAAAAAAAAAAAAAAGAAAACUUGAAUUCCAGCUUGUCUAGGCAGCUGUUACAUUUUGCUGAUUGAUAUUUUACAUCUUGCUCAGCUUAGUUGAUGAUUUUAGUUUAGACCCCUUCCCAUUUAGUAAGCUUUAAAGGUUACUUGUCCAGCAAGAAAGUCUACUUGUCCUGAACUACUGAACAUGACUUUUUUCAAGUCGUGGACUGUGAACAGUCUAAAUACGUUUGGAUGACAGCACUUUGCAAAACCAAGCUAGUCAUUGUGAACAAUUUUAUUUUAGGGACGUUAUUUGUAAAGUUUAAAACCUGAAGAAAUUAAAAAAUUAUGAAAGAAAUGGUUCAUAUACUCAUUUAAAUUUCACGCUACUGACCAAAACAUACUCUUCUUCUUCAUAAUUUCCAGGCUAUGAUACAAAGGAUGUUCGUGUUAUAAUUGCCGAUGUCAGUGACGAAACAACGCUCAAUGCAAUGUGUUCCUCAGCCAAUAUUAUUUUGAAUUGUGUUGGACCAGUGCGUAUUUUCUUAUUUAAUACAUGUACAAUGUAGUUUGCACCUUAAUAAUUUAUUAUUAAUAAUAUUGUUACCCAUAUUUUUUUUUGUUAUGAAUGUAUGAAAAUUAUACAUGAGAACUGCGGGGUGAAGAAUUAUAUAUAAAGAAGAUCAUACGGUUUAAAGAAAAUGCGUCUAUAACUGUGAUGAUCUUCUUCCAUAAAAUUCUUCACUGCGCAGUUCUCAUGUAUGAUUUCAUAUAUAUAUAUUCAUAACUUCAUCAUCAUCCUUUCACGGGUUUAAUACGAAGUGUAGUUGGCUUGUUAGCUCAAUUGGUAAGAGCACUGCACCAGUAUGGCAGAGGUCAAGGGUUGGAAUCCCAUACAAGCCUGAAUUUUUAAAGGCUUUCUUUUCGCAACUGCAAAAGUUACAUCAUUCUUUGAGUUAUUUACAUUGUAAAUUUGUUUGUUUCUUGGUUUUUUAUUUAUUUUUUUAUUUAAUAUUAAGUUAUAUGUAUCAUGAUGGGACAAACCUUACCCCAAGGGGGUACUUAACAAAGUUUUAUACAAGGACUCUGUGCCGGAAGGUUUAAUUACCCCUUAACCUUUUGUAUUAAUCAUUUUUCACAGAAAAGGUGCUCUUUUCAUAUACCUUUUGUCAACUAAGCAUACACCACCAUGGUGGUUGGAACUGUUUUUAAUAGUGAACAUCUUUGAUAUAGGUACAGAAUGUGUGCGAAGUUACACCGGAUACCACAUCCCUCCCCAACGUUACGAAGUUACUCAAGCAUAGUCGGAAAUAACAACAACAAUAUAAGGUUUCUAAUCUGUGCUUUAAGGCAAAAUCUUUUGUUAGGUUAGCACUUAGUCUUUUAAGUAGGAGGGUCUCCUUCUGGUUCUCUGAGGUCUGCAUGAUUCUGGGUCUGUUUCGGUCUGUCUUUCACUUGAUUGUAUCUGGUCACUUCCUGUCUCUGUUUGCUCUUGGUUCUGCUCCUCUGACUGUUCUUUCCUCUUGUUCUCCUCUCCCAUUGCUGGGAUUGAUGGUUUCUCAACAUAUGUUGUAAGUGAAGUAAACUUCUUCAGGUCUGGGUCAGCUGUUGUGUUUGAUUCUCCUGCUUUAGUGAUCCCUCGGUCAUCUGUGGAGUUGAUGACUGUGUUUACAAGUUUGAAGAUAUCUCUGCAGAUUGUUCUCUCUUCAGUAGCUCAUCUAGCUGUGAUUCUGGAUCCAUUUAUCUUGUCUACGGUGUAGAAUUCCGGUUUGCAUGGCAUGCUCCAUUUGUUUCUUUUCUCUUGCUUGACCAACAUGUAGUCAACUAGCAGAAGUCUUCCUUGUCCCGUGUUUCUCGAGAUGUCUUCUUUGCUUUCUGGAGGGCUACAUUCCUUGAUUGCUUUCACCUUGUCUGGUGAUGGUGUCAGGCAGUCGUUGUUGUUUCUGCCUUCUCUGUCCUCUUUCAUUUCCUGUUUGUACACUGCAUCUCUCUCAUCUAUGAUGUAAUCCUUGUCAGAUCUCUGCACCCUUGGCUGAAUGCGAUCUAACUUAGUCCUUACGGUUGCUCCUCUCAUGCUUCAUAAGGGGUGAUCCCCGUGGCUGGAUUUGGGGUUGACGGUGUUCUCCCUAAAUUUUAGCUUAGCAGGUAAGGGACCAUUCUUGACCGAUAAGGCCAAAAAUAUGUGUCAGAGGCGCACUCUCCUGCCAGGGGAGGGGCUUUGUGUUCAUGAAGGCUUUUAUUUUCGAGCAUCCUGUCAACCAGUUGACUGAAAAGUAUUUUAAACACCUCAAAACAAAGAAUUUUACGAAUGAAGGCUGCCUUUGCCGCUAGGGUCAAUUUAGUAACACAAGUCGCGGAAGCCGCAAACUUUUCGUGCUGGUGGAAAAAGCUUGGAAUUGGGACAGUAGCCCACAAAAAAAUUGCUAGCCUGCAGUGCUUUGAAAGGUGCCAGUCAGCACCUAAUAAAGUAAUUAGGGAGAAUAGCUCUGCAUACUUUUUGUUUUUCUGUAUUUACUUCCUUUUUUCGCGGGGAUCGGCUUGGAUCACAACUUGCAUAUUUUUUGAGACAAUUUAUUUAAUUUGAGUAACACUUCAAAAGGUUCAGGCAGUAAGAAGUGUUACUUCAAGCAGUAAAUUUUACCGGUUACCGUCUGAUAAGGAGAACACUGGGUUGAUCUGUAUGCAGUCAGCAUGUCCUGUAUGGCAUUCUUUCUCUCUAGGCGGUCUUUUCCUUGCAGGUGUGCAAUCUGUUCUGUCUUGUGAAUACUACAGCAUGUUUUGUUUUCACAGUCUAUCUGAUGAUCUUUUCAGUGCUGUCAUCUCCUAUUUCAGGUAGUGGGUACCUGGAUAGGUAGUCUAGGGGGUCUGCUUCAUCUUUUCCAGGCUGGUACACUAGCUCAUAGUCAACGUCCUGCGUUUCCAUAGCCCAUUAAUUAUAUUUUUUCGAUUCUGGGUGGCAUUGCGGCUUUUGUUUUAGUGAAUAAGGGUAACAGUGGUUUGUGUGCUGUGAUAAUACAGAAUCUGGGGGCUCCAAGCAGGUAAACUCACAGUCAUUCUUUUGCACACUUAAUGGCUAGUACAUCUUUUUUGGUCUGGCUAUAUCUUUUUCCCAUUUCUGUCAUGGUGUGACUGAUGAAUUGCACUGGCUGUAUACCCUUGUCAGUCUUUUGCAGUAGGACUGCUGAUAAGCCUGGGUUGUAGCUUGCUUCUGUACGCAGAAUUAUGGGUCUGGAUGGGUCAAAGAAUGCCAUUGUUUUUGUCGCUUGAGAUGCUGUCUUGUAUCUUCCUGAAUGCUUUUUCUUCUUCUUUCUCCCAUUUGAAUUUUGCAUCUUUCCGGGUUAGCUGAUAAAGUGGUGCUGCUAUGGCCACAUAGUUGCUUAUGUAGUUCUCCAAGUAGCCUGCCAUUUGGAGAAAACUCCAGAUGGCUUCUUUGCUUUCUGGAGGGCCACAUUCCUUGAUUGUUUUCACUUUGUCUGGUGACGGUUUCAGUCAGUCCUUAAUGAAGGCAUGUUCAUAGAACUCAUUCUGCUCAUUCUCGAACUGGCAUUUCUCUUUGUUACUCCAGAUCUCUUUCUCACUGGAGGAAUCAGAACACAUAAAGGUACUGAACACCGUCACCUCUUCCUCCAAGGAGUAUAAAUUAUCAUCUUUUUAGUUCAGGCAGUGGGGUAUGUCACCAAAGGCUCUGAACAUUGCUUCAUUGAAAACAUCUUGUGAAGAUGUAGCUCGAAAUACUAGUGUUUUUGGUCUGUAAUUUCUUCAGGGUGUGCUGAAUGUUGCUACCUGUCUUGUGGCAUGGUUUAGUGUCAGUUGGUGAUAGAUUUGUCUCAAGUCCAAUUUCCUGAAGAUCUUGCAGUCAUGCAAGGAUUAGAUAAAAUCUUUAAAUCUUGGUGAGUGGACAAAUCUACUUCGUUUCAUGGCUUCAUUGGGUACUCGCAUGUCAGUGCUUGCUCUGAUCAUCUGAGAAUCUAAUUCUUCAGUCUUAAUAUCAUCAUACUUGGGUUUAAGCAGCACAACUUGGGGUGAGUACCAUGCUAUGGUUUCUCCAUCUGGGACUUUCUCAAUUGUGUUUUCUUUUACUCCCUGCUCAAGCCAUUCUUUGAGAGGUUUUUGCAGAUGACAUGUGACUGGGUGUGGUUUCUGGGCUACUGGAAUGGCUUUUGGAUCCAUCUCUAGCUUGACUUCUAUCUCUUUGCCUGUUCUAUUGUCUUGUAAGCAUCCAAUCCCUUGAGAUGUAUCAUAAUGUUUGUAAUCACUGAGUAACGCUUCAAUGUCAUCUGGUGGCUUCACUGACUUGAUUCCAUUAAAGCUCAUUGGUUUCUUUAAGUGUUUCGUCGGGAUCAAUCUUGAUCAUUCCCAGUGCAAUAAGUGUAUUCCUGCUUAAGAGUGGAGGAGGGUCCAUUUUUCUCUCGAUCACUCAUAACUUGCUUUGUGCUCCUUGAUUACUGUUUCGAAUAGUUGUAUGAAAUUCACCUUUUAACUACCAGAUCAGAUUGGAGAGUCUUCAAUGUGUCUUUGCUUGGAUCUAGUUCUCUGAUUUCCUUUGAUCUGUAUUUUAGGGCCCUGUGUUGGUACUCGUCCGUCAUGUUUACACUUGCCCCGCUGUUGGAUUCUACGUGCGCGUCAACAUCUCCUAUUCUGAUAAGAACAGUGUCCUGAGUUCUCCUCGAUCUCAGUUUCUUUGCUAGAUGUCAGACGUGUCCUGAUUGCCUUUACCACACUUCAGGCGUUGCUGUCCAUAAGCUGGGCACUUGCGUCCAGGGGCUGGAAUCCUGUUUUUUCCACGGUAUUGGCAGCUACUUUUGGAGCUUCUUUCUCUUUCUUGUGUUCUUGCUUGCGGUUUUCUUGCGGUGGGGUUUUUUUGUUUGGCAGGCUUGGGUAUCUUUGUGCACCUCCUCUAGCACUUCUCUGAGAUUUUUCCCACUGAUGUUUCACCGUGGAGAUUUUGUAAUCUUCUUUUAUGUCUUUUACUUGCUGAUUAAUGUCUUCUGUUUGGCUGGCUUCUUCGAGGAAUAGGUCAAGAGUCUACCUAUUCUGUAUGCUUUUCUUGAUAAAGCCGUUAUCCUUCAUGGUUUGUAUCAGCUGUUCGAGGAUCCUAUUGUCAGUCUGGUCGCGGAAUUCACAAUCUUUCGCCUUCUUGCGUAGCCGCGCUGUGUAGUUUAUGAUACUUUCUCCGAGUUUUUGUCAUUGUUUCUUACAUGUGUAUCUCACAUGCUGUUUGUUUUUCUUUGGUAAGAAGUGGUUGAUGAGUUUCCGGGUUUAUUUCUUAUAGUCAUCGUCGUCUUCUUCAACAGGUGUGGUGUAUGGAAGGUUUCGGGCAAGUUUCUUGAUUUCUUGUCUGCUAUAGAUUUUGAGCGUACCUGCUUUGUCUUUCACGGCUUUGAUUUCAAAAUAUUCUGUUUCUUCUUCAAGUCUUCGAGCCAUUCCUGCCACGCUCAGCCAGUCUCUAAGGGGUUGUCUGGAAUGGUCCGUCUGGAAUCUUGAACAAGUUUAUUCUAAGUGAUUUUCCGAAAGUUGAGACUCGAAUUUCUGAUGGGUUGCUUGUGCUGCUUUCUAACAUGAGGUCGUCGAUGUCCGGUGAUCUUGAUAAUUUCUUCUUUCUUUUUCGCUUCUAAUUUCGCUAGUAUUCUCUCCAUUGGCUUUCUCUUAUCUUCUUCUUUUGUUUUUCUUUGAUCUUCUUUUUAUUUUUCUCUUCUUUCAGCAUGUAUUCGUCUUUCUCGUUUCUGGUCGCCAAUGUGAUAUCCACUACGAGUACUACAUACACACCGCCAUGAUGGCUGGAACUGUUUUUAAUGGUAAACAUCGCAUGAUAUUGGUACAGAAUGCGUGCGAAGUUACGCGGGAUACCACACCUUUUAGUAACAAAUGGUGCCCCUUUCAGUUACCCCAGUUCAAAACACUACAUCCCUGAAAGUGACAGAAAAGUUUGAACAAUUUAUUUUAUAACAAUGUCACAUCACUUACCAUGCACGCUUGCAACUAUAAUUUGUAAUUUACACAAUCAUGUUUAAAUUAUAUGACUGUGUUAUGUUCCUUUAUAAACCACAAGUCAAACUAUGUGUUAUUUUGUCCAUCAGUACCGGUUUUUUGGAGAACAAGUUGUGAAGGCAGCUGUUGAGAAUGGGUGCCAUCAUUUGGAUGUCAGUGGAGAGCCAGAGGUGAUCAGAUUUCAUGAAUUAGAUUCAUAAGUACAGAAACACCGAAAAAUCACAAAAUUAAACCCAUCCAUGUAUAAGCGCCUCCAAAUAUAAGCCCCCCCCCCCAGCCCAAACUCGUAACGCAAAAAUCCCUCCGUUAAAUCGCCCCUCCAGAUAUACUUGGAAAUUGCCAUCAAAUACAAAGCAAAACAAAGAGAAACGGUAAAUUUCCUUCCAAGAAUAAGGCUAGCCCAAUCGAUUUUGAAACGCAAAUUGCCCUCCAUACAUACGCCCCUCCAAAAAUAAGCGCCUCAAAAAGGGCCUUUUGAAAAAUGUAAGCCCCGAGGCUAUUUUUGGGAGUUUUAUGGUAUAUAUAUAUCUUCAAUUCGUUAUCGUUAGGAAUUUGGCUGGCAGAAUAUAACAUUCCUUGAAACAUUUCUGGGAUCUAAGCUGGAGUCAAAGAGACUCCCUGUUUGAGUUACGUACACUAAAUAAUGUGGCUGGCCCAGGGUUAACAGUACUUGUAACACUUGGAAAAAUGCAGUGCAAAGUAAGGUUUUCUCAAUUACUUUUUCGCAAAAGCUCACCUUGCGAGCACUUGUAGCACUGAUCAGUAAAGUCUAGCCAGCUAGUCUGGUGCUAAUCUUCAACUGACAAGAUCUUGCCAUGGAUAAUAACUCUGAAACUUUUUUUGAAAAGGACAUUACUGCUAAAUGCAUGACAUUUGACUCGGUAAUUUUAGUAUUUGGAAAGAAUGCAGUUCAAGUAUCAUGAUGAUGCCGUGAGUAAAGGAAUCCACGUUGUUGGCACUUGUGGAUUUGACAGUAUUCCUGUAGAUAUGGGUGUGGUCUUUGCACAGGAUAAGUUUCCAGGUAAAGUACAGUUUGUAUCAGUAUGUGAAUACAGUACAUGUUAGUCUAAUUGUACUGCUUAAUUAUGGAAACCAUAACUUUGCUUUUGAUAUCAAGGGACAUAUAAUGUUCAUUUUCAGUUGUAGUCCAAGCGCCAUUCUCUCUGAUAGUAAACUGAUUUUAAAACAAGUCAAGUGAAAAUGCAUUGUUAGACAUACAUUCUGAGAUUUCUUGCAGUCUGGGACUGGCUUCUAGAAGGAUAUUUUUUAUUUUCAAAAAGGGAAAUUAAUUAAACCAAGCUUAGACGAAAUAUGUCAUUGAAGUAAAACUUAUGUAUACACUGUAGAAUUGUACAUACUUUGUCAUAAUGGUGCACAACAUAUCAAAAUAUUUUUCAGACAAAUCUAGUUGUUGUAUUGUUACUUCUGAGAAUAUCUGUUCAAUGUUCUUUUUAUCUUCGAGGCUAAUCAUCAUGUCAAAUAUUUAUAAACAAUAAUAUAGCAUUGUUUACUUAUCCUUUCUUUAGUAGACUGCUCACCGCCCCCUCUCUUUCCGUAAGAUUGUCAAGAUCAAGCACGUUGCAUUAAGGGCGGCCAUCUUGGUAUCACAUGUUCCGAGACUACAUGGGGAUGAGUGUCAAAUCUACUUAGCGGAGUGGGGAUGGUUUGUGAGGAGGUGCCUGUUUUUGCUUCUCUGCCCCCAGCGCUAUAAACCCUGAUGCUCGCCCCCUUGGCAUACACUGUUCAUAGGAAACCAAGAUGGCCGCCCAUACUAGUAAACGCUCAAUCCUGACGAACUUACAAAAAAAUAUGGGACUGUGAACAGUCUAUUUCUUUACAGAAGCUGUCAGUGAGCUGUUGGUCGUCUUUCAGUAAAUUGUUGGUCAAGUGUUUACCAACAGUCGCCUAACAGAUUUUGGUGGGAACUGUUCUUCAACUUUACCAAAGUUUAUGUGAUUUUACUAAAAUUAUUUUUUAGGUGAACUUUGUCACAUAGAGAGCUUCUUGCAAGUACACAUGGGUCCGAAGGUAUUGUAAAUUCCCUGUGAAUUCCCAGUGAGGAAAGACUAUGCAGGAGAAGUCCAACAUAUUUCAGACGCACUGACCUAUUAGCACAUUGUAUACUCUCAUUGACCACAGAAAUGUUGUCAGUGUUUAAACCUCAAAUGGUGGAUUAACUGCAAAAACAUUGUCAGUGGUUAAUUGUAAAGUCCAUUUCCGUCACACAUGUCCAAUUGAAACCCGAACAGAGUCUUAUGGACUUCACGCGCAGACGGACCGAGUCAGAUCGCUACCGGAACCGGAAAUCGGUACAAGGCGCUUUUAGUGUAACCGGACGUUAGAUGUUAACAUGACCGAGAGGGUCGGAAAUUGUUGGCAAACAGACUCGAUAAAUCUGAUGCUAAGAAAGUGAAAAACGAAUUAAUUGCGCCACUAUCACGUCAUUUCCAUGGUCUAUGCUCUACAUCGAUCAAAGCUCACGACCAACCAGCAUGAGACAAAUCGCUCAGUUAUUGUUAAAAUGUAGUUUAUACAGCCUCAGAUGCCUAAUAGUCUCAUAUCUCUUCUCUUAAGGGUGGAGGAGGUCACUUUGGGACAUACCAGUCAGCCAUACAUGGCGUAGCAAGCGAAAGGGGAGGAAAUCUCAAAAAGCUUCGUGCUCAGUUGUUUUCAAAACCAAUGCCAAAAUUUGGACCAAAGCUUCCCAGACGGUUAGCCUUUUUAUUGUUCUCUUUGCUUGUAUACUUUAAUCUUUGUUUUGUUUUGAUUCUUUUCUUGCUUGAUCUUCUUUUCUUUUCUCUUCUUUUCUUCUUUUCUCUUGAGACCCAGGCCGGCAGAAACCUUAGCACGCGACUUUUUAAACGCAAACGAUCGACAAGAAAUGGUGACUUGAAAAAAUGCUGAACACCAUUUACAGACGAAACAUCAAAUCGACUGGGAUUCUGCGACAUGUACUACGCAUUCUACAGACUACUACCAACGACUUAUUUUAGAAAGCUGGUUUAGUAACUUAAAACAAACGCCGCUGAAUCGUAGUCAACAGUUAUUGACCCCUUACAAACGACUUAUUGACGAACUCAAGCAAAACCGAUGGCAAUGAACGAUAUCAUAGAAUGACUGGAAAACGGACAAUUAUGUAGUUAUUGAUACACAUGUGUUUUUUCUUUUUUAGGAGGUUUAUCUCCUACAGCCCAGAAGUUCAGAAAUGGUGCAUUCCUUUUAUGGGAGCUGACCCUUCAGUGGUACGCAGAACACAACGCCACAAUGUUGAAGUGAGAAAUAAAAAGCCAGUUCAGUACGGUGCAUAUACCGCCAUGUCUUCAGUGUUUGUAAUCCUGGUGAUGAUGUUCUUUGGCUUUUUCUUUUUGCUGCUCUGCCAGUUCAAGAAGGGAAGACAGCUGUUAGAAAAGGUACGUGUAUGAUAGGAAGAGACACAAUAGUGGUUUUCAUUUUUUUAAAAGGGGCUACAUAUACGUGGCGAGGAUAUUAUCGUUUAGGUCAAUUCUGGUACUAAGCGCUUUUACUUGUACACAAGUAAUAAAGAAUAUAUCAAACAAAUUUCACCAGGUAGCACUAACCAGUGAUGUUUUGGCCAUUCAUUUCAGGCAUAGCAUUAAAAAUUGAAAAAGUUGACCUAAUUUUUUUUCCAUUUUCAAUCCAAGUCCAUCUUUGCCAUUUAUAGCAACAAACAACAGGGAACAGUUUGAAUGUCAAACACUACUUUAGUCUUAAAUGGCAAAACUGGGCCAUUCCUUUUGGAAUUCAAUUGGUGCAAAGACAUUUCCUUUUCGCUUUUCAAAAAGAUAGCAAAUAUACUGACCUUGUUGUAACCCCUUUGCUGAAAGUUAAUGCUGACUUAUGACUUAUUUUCAAUUGAUUUCAACAGUACCCCAAGUUCUUUACAGCUGGUUUCUUUUCACAUGAAGGGCCAACUAGGGAACAGGUAAUCUUUAAUGUACUAUAUUAUUUUUGUUUUGCAGCAGUUUUGCAAUUAGCAAAGUGUAGCAUCAGAAUCGAUUUCUUCAGUCCUUUUCAUCACAUUGUGUUUGGUGUUAUGCAUUUCCUUUUUCAGAUGGCAGAGUCUUCAUUUUCUUUCAUCUUCCAUGGAGCUGGAUUCAGUGAAGCUGCUGUGCAAUCAGGGUAAUAUUGCCUUGUAUGCUUAGUCAUAAAAUUAUGAGACCAAAGUGACCUCCUGAGCUCAUUAUACACUCAAUGUCAGAUCCCGAGGGAAACAGUCGGUUUUGUUUUCCCGAGAGUCCUCAUGUUUUCCGAGACGAAGUCGAGGGAAACAUCAGGACUAGAGGGAAAACAAAACUAACUGGUUUCCCAAGGCACCUGACAUAAAGUGUUUUGUUAUAUUUCUAGACUUUCACUUCAACAGCAACUAAAGAAUAACCGCAGGGAAUUAAAGCAGUCGACUCGGUACUUAUAAGAACACAAAUUUAAUUCUUAAAACCACUGAAUGAAUGACUUACAGAGUACUUUCCUUAUAAUUAUCAUCUGCAUCGUUUUCCUCCACUAGCUGCUGUUUCUCUUCUAGGAUAACUUUGAAAAUCGUUGCGUUUAGCUCGAUGCUUCAUGUUUGUGUUGUUGUGUUCAUUUACGAAAGUGAAAACCGGCAGUGUUUUUCCCGCCUUCUGUCACGCCACUGAUCACGUGCUGUAAUGUAUCCCGAGCGGGAUACAAUUGCUCAAAUGUAUCACGAUCGGGAUACAUUUGAUUUUAGUCAAGGCCAUGUGACCAAGAAUCAACCAAUGGCAGUCCGUGUUUAGCUGAGUGAAAGUCUAGGAAUAUAGCAAUUUGUUUUAUAGAUCAACGCUCGUGUGGCUACUCUAGUACUAGCUACCAGCACGUAACAUCAGUCAGAAAGCCCCUCGUUGAACAGUUCUUAUGUGAUGUGAUUAGGAAGUUCACAACCAUACUGGCCUGUGCACAAUGACAGUGAAAAUGUUGAUUGUGACACAACUCUUUUCCUUUGAACAUUUUCGAACGACUAGAAUGUCGUAAGUUUCUGAGAUAUUACUGAAGUUUUGAGUUGGAAGAGAAGGCUUUGGAGUUCAUAGAGAAAGUCAAACCAGUUAUUAUCUCCUUAUUUUCAAGUUCUCAACAAAACCUUGAACAAACGCCGCUGAAUCGUAGUCAACAGUUACCGGCAACAUACAGAAGACUUAUUGACGGACUUAAGCAAAACUAACUAAGAGAGAAUGUCUGGACGACCGACAAUUUGACUAACAAUAAAUGACUGUUCAACUGUGAAAAUAGACGAAUCGAAAUGCACCAAUGACACGUCAGUCACUCUCAACAACACUCCUAUUCAGGACUACGUUCACCCGUACGAUCAUGCUCAUCCAAGUUAUGAAAACCUCUAACGUUUUGCGUUAUUUGUUGUUGCGUUAUUUGUUUUUAAUUUUUUUUUGACAGUUAACAGCAAAGAAAAUGCACUGAAGUCAUAUAUUUUGAAUGAACAAUAAUAAUAUUGCUGAAACUAACUUUAAUUAUCGGUAGUUUGUUUACUCAUGGAUUGAUUGAUUGAUUGACUUAGAUAUAUGUUUAUCAACUUUUAGAGAACUGCCAGCCAAACCUGACGGUCAAAUUGUGACGAAAGUUACAGGACCCGGUGAGUUAAAAAUCCUGAUUGAGCACUGUGUGUGCUUUGCUGGGUUACAAGUCUGCUUUCCGGGCGUUUGAUUUCAAGCUUCCUCAGUCUCCGUGUACCAGUUCAAAUUUUCAAAAUAAAACGUUGUCCCAUUCCGAGUAUGGUUUAAUUACUCUGAUGAAAUAGGAUUUGUGAAACAUUGAACAAAAAAAACAUUCAGUAAUCAAUGGGAACUCGGUCCGCAAUAGUUGCCCCAACAUGCCUCUAUUUCAAGGCGAGGCUAAGUGCGAAGCUAUUCGCCACUUUACAAACGAGAAGGAAACUGGGCCGAGUUAAAUUUCGCAAAGACUUCGGGGACUGUUACUGGGGACAGGGUAAACAACAAAUCGACCCAGUUUUCUUCUCGUUUUUCACCACUUUAUAGAAACGAGAAUGGAACUGAGCCGAGUUUACUUUCCCAAGACUUCAGGGACUGUUACUAGGGACCGUUAAAAAAUUGAAACUCGGAAAUGACCCAUUGGAUUCUCUGAGUUCUGUUUCCGACUUUAUUCUUGGUGUGUCAUCAAAAAUCAAACUAAGAAAUUAUCGAUUUUUCUGAGUUUCUACUUUCACGAGUUAUUACAGCACCUAAACACCUUUAUAUAAACAAAGUUUUGGUUCGAAAGGGUUCUUCGUGUUGCGAAAGAGGAGGUUUGAAUUUCCAGGCUUUUGCGAGACGCGGCUUGUAGACUUCCAGGAAAGCUCUUAAAGAUUUUGCUAUCUAAACAUUCCUUGUUUCAGAAUAAAUAUUACUUUAAUAUUUAUGAGUUCCCUAAGCGAAGAAUUCACCCAUGAGUAGAAAAACUUGAAAACUGUUGGUUUCCGGCGGCCAUAUUCAGGGACACCAAAAUGGCGUUUCCAUACAAGCUUUAUAAAUUUCGGUAAAACGUUUUUACGAAUAUCUCGCAUUUGAAAUAUUGCAAAGACCUAAUUCUUGGACAGGCUUUUUGUACAUUUGUCUUCUUUGAUUUCCCUGAUUCUAGACUCUCUGUGUUGAACGGUUUGCAUCUUUAUUUUUCAUGGCGUGACAGCGCUAACCGAAAAAAAUGCUAGUCUGUGUCUAAAUGUAGCAAAAUCGCCACCACUUAAAGACUCCUUCGUUACCGGAAACUGCUGCUUAUGUCUCCCCCCCCCCCCACCCCCCCCCCCACCACAAACAAAAACAAACACACACACCUAUCAAACUCAAUCCCAACCGACUACACCUCAACCCAUACGAGCGUACCCCUCAACCCUGAAAACACUACGUUCAACAGAAUUUUUUGUUUUUAAAUGGUAAAAAACCCCCACCCCCGUAAGCCCCCUUCUUUCGCAGAAAAUGCCUCUUUUUCCUCCCCCCCCCCCCUCCCACCCUCCCCUCAACAAAAACAAAAAACACAUUCAGGUUUACGAUCAAAACCCCCCCCCCCCCCUUCCUUCACAGAUAUAUUCUCCCCCUUAACUUGUAUUGAUAUGAAUUCCAAAUUAUCAUGAGGUUUUGAAGCUUAAUUAAAAGCUAUUAAUUCAAAAUACAAACGUAUUUUUAAUCAGCACUGUUCCAGCUUGUUUCGCUUUUUCUAUUCCGGUUAUAAUCGCACUCGGAUGUGAGUCCCUCCGUUUAUAAGCCCUUCUAAAACCCCUCACAAAGAUGUAUAAGCCCAGGGCUUAUAAGAGGCAAUUUACAGUAUGUUAUCUGAGCAUUAGUCAUAAAGUUUACCAUGUAUGCUGAUCAAAAUCACAUCAGUAAUUGUAUUAUUAUUAUUAUUAUUAUUAUUAUUAUUAUUAUUAUUAUUAUUAUUAUUAUUAUUAUUAUUAUUAUUAUCAUCACAUUAUUAUUUCAUUUUUCAUUUGUGUUUCGGCAUAGGCAAAUCCCCUUUAAUAUUUGUUAAAGUAAUAUCGGCAUCUAGUUUUAUUCAUGUUUUCACUUAUCCCUUUUUUUUCUCCCCUUAGAGGCUGGGUAUAUAGCCACACCCAUCUGCAUCGUGCAGGCUGCCAUGGUGAUCCUCGAAGAAACCUUACCAAACAGGUAAUACUUUUGGUACCGGAAAUUUUCCUGGUCAAAUCUUCGUAAGACGUUUCUACGUAAGUUACACUGCAAAAUGUCUCAUCUGUACUUUAUUUGUUUUUCUUGAUAUCUCAUCCGCUGCCAUAACGUCAUGCCUUUGUUAGGCAGACUUUAUAAUUGACGACUUUAAAGUGUAAAAAAUGCCUCUGUAACUCUGUUUAAUAAUAGCCCAAAAGAAACAAAUUCCAUUCCUCCCUUUUCCGAUGCAAAGUUAAUAGAAGAGUUUAACUUGCUCUAAACAAGCAGCUGUUAAUUCUAACGGGAGAAAGUUACCUACGCAACUGAGAAAGUUGCGAAAAAGAAAAACAUUUGAUGACGGGUUUGCUUCAUUGCUUUUGUUGUUGGUAGUGGUGUUGGCGUUAAUUAUAACUUUCUUUUGUACGCUCAAAAAGUGAUUGUUCGGCUAACUAUUCCAGCUGAUCACAAGACGAUUUUUUAACCUUGAUAACACAAUUCUUUUUGUUUUACCUUAGUGGUGGAGUUUUGACCCCAGCUGCAGCUUUUGCUGGCACCUCACUGAUUGACCGCCUGGAUGAACACGGAGUCAAGUUUUCCGUGGUGCGUUGUGAAAUUGACAGUUCAGAGUAAGCCCAGACCUAACCAGGAGGGUGGUAAAGUUAAAAAAAAAGAGGCGGGCUUAUAAUGUUUCAAUGGUACAGUCAUACAAAAGAUUGAAAAGACGCUUAACAUGAUCACAUAACACAAUAGUUAACCAAAGUAGUUUCCAUGAAGUUUACACAUCGCUAAAACACCUAGAUAAGAUAAUAACUGCAGCAAGUGCUCGUUUGAUGGGCCUAGAGUAGCGCUGAUUCAGUGAUUCUUGAUUAAAGGAGCUGUGUAACGAAAUUUAUCAAAAUUCUAACAAUAGGAGCCGCCACCAAUGUGAAUGAACCAUAAAAAUGACCGAUCAAAACGAUCAAAUGACCGAUCAGGAACGGGUGGACAAUCUUGAAGGAGAUUGAACCGGAUUUAGUGCAAUUGUAGUUUUUGAAAACUUGUUAACCUGACGGUUUUUCAGAGUUCUUUUUGUGUUGUUCGUAACGUUUGAUAUAUAUGCUUGUGGGACGUAUAUAUGCUUAGGAAACGUAAUUGUUUGACACGAAGCUGUGACUUGUCAUUCACAAGUUAUUUCUAAAAGUUCUAUAACGAAGUGUAAUUGGCAAAAUAAAGUGUAGCAAAAAGCUAACACUAAGUAUAGUAAAAAGAGGCCGCCGGCUGCCUGUGAAGUUAUAAAUUUCUGGUACCAAAGACCAAACAAACUAUCAAGUCAGAAAAUCAUAACAAAAAUAUUUAAUGAUUUUUGGACAGUAAAUGUUAUCUACGUAACAGUAACCUACGUUCCAACUCUAACAUGACUCCGAGGCUUUCUGGUCUAUAUUUGGCUUGGUUUUCUUUGUGCUCAAGUCUCGUCUGCAUGGGAAUUGAGCGACAAUGGAGUCGUGUAAAAUUUGCAAUUUUGUCCCUAAAACCUCGGGUCGUGUUAGAAUUCUAAUAUAUGGAACAUGGGCUAUUAUAUUCUCAAAAAUCGAAAUAGACUAAAAAAGAAAAAACACUAUUACAAAAUAAUACUUUUUUAAAAAACAGUGUUGGUGUAUUUGUCCCAGAUAAUACUCAUGCAAAUCGUGAUUUGUUUAUUAAUCUAUUCAAAUCUGUUUAUCAAGG
This is a messenger RNA of Porites evermanni, 16972 nucleotides long. The record is from the annotation of a GenBank genome assembly. Lineage: Eukaryota; Metazoa; Cnidaria; Anthozoa; Scleractinia; Poritidae.